Rubroshorea leprosula is the source of this 2165-nucleotide messenger RNA. The record is from the annotation of a GenBank genome assembly. Lineage: Eukaryota; Viridiplantae; Streptophyta; Magnoliopsida; Malvales; Dipterocarpaceae.
ACCAUUGCUGCAACCACAAAGAAACCGUGUAUUCCACUCUAGACUCUUCAAUCCACCGGAAAUACAAUUCCUUCAGAUUAUCCUUGAAUUCAAAGAACCUGAUUGCUGGCUCCAUUGCAGGUAACGGCCGAAUCAUGGGUUCUGAUUUGCUGCCUCAGACAAAGCCAUUACCGGUUCCAACCCAAGAAGAAGAUCCUCCGAACCAAUCCACGGCUCUUCUCUCAUUUAACACAGACUCCUCUUCUGAUGACUCAUCCAUGAAAGACUAUCCCGGCGGUAGACCUGCCAAGGUUGUCUUCAUCUCUCUCGUAGUCCUGACUUGCAUUGCCUUCUCUGCUGCCUUCGCCUUUGCUUUUCUCUUCUUUUCCUCAUCUUCCACCUCGCCUUCCUCUGUUUCUUCUUCUUCUUCUCCUUCUCCUUCUCCUUCUCCGGUCGUUACACACGAGGUGGCUCUUCCUCUCAAGAAAUUGGAACGGCCGGUUGUUCUGUUGAUCUCCUCUGAUGGGUUUCGAUUUGGUUACCAAUUUAAGACCCCGACGCCGAAUAUCCACCGCCUGAUUGCUAACGGGACUGAGGCGGAGAUGGGUUUGAUUCCGGUUUUCCCUAGCCUUACUUUCCCCAAUCACUACUCAAUUGCUACUGGCCUUUAUCCUGCUUAUCAUGGUAUCAUCAAUAACCACUUUGUGGAUCCUCACACUGGUGAGACUUUCAGCAUGGGAAGUCACGAGCCGAAGUGGUGGUUGGGUGAGCCCCUCUGGGAGACCGUGGCCAAUCAUGGGUUGAAGGCUGCUACAUAUUUUUGGCCAGGAAGUGAGGUAAAGAAAGGUUCUUGGACUUGCCCUGAAAAGCUUUGUAAGUUUUAUAAUGGUUCUGUUCCUUUUGAGGAGAGAGUUGAUACGGUUUUAAGCUAUUUUGAUCUGCCUAGUAGUGAGAUACCUGUGUUUAUGACUCUGUAUUUCGAGGAUCCUGAUCAUCAGGGUCACCAGGUUGGACCUGAUGAUCCGGAAAUAACAGAGGCAGUUGCAAGAAUUGAUGGGAUGAUUGGGAGGUUGAUUGAUGGUCUAGAGAAGAGAGGGGUUUUUGAGGAUGUUAGUAUAAUUAUGGUUGGUGAUCAUGGGAUGGUCGGUACAUGUGAUAAAAAGUUGAUUUUUCUGGAUGAUUUGGCUCCUUGGAUUGGAAUUUCAAAGGAUUGGGUUCAGUCCUACAGCCCAUUGCUAGCCAUCCGGCCACCUCCUGGUUAUGCUCCAUCUGAUGUUGUUGCAAAGAUGAGAGAAGGAUUGGAGUCUGGGAAAGUUGACAAUGGAAAGAAUUUGAAGGUUUUUCUCAAGGAGGAGCUGCCUAGUCGGUUACACUAUGUAGCAAGUGACCGGAUUUCACCAAUAAUAGGGCUGAUUGAAGAGGGGUUUAAGGUGGAGCAGAAGAGGUCGAAGCGACAGGAGUGUGGAGGAGCACAUGGAUAUGAUAAUGCAAUUUUCUCCAUGAGGACCAUUUUUAUUGGGCAUGGUCCUCAAUUCCCCAGGGGGCAGAAGGUACCAUCCUUUGAGAACGUUCAGAUAUACAACUUGGUUACUUCAAUCCUCAAGAUACAAGGAGCUCCCAACAAUGGGUCUGCAUCAUUUCCUACGUCCAUUCUUUUGCCUAGCCAGUAAUAGUUACUUUGUAAGAAUGUUCCAAGGUGGUCUUAGCUGCAGGAUGGCACAGCACUAUAAUGUUGGGCAGCCCACAGGUUGAAGGUAUUGGAGAGACAUGAUUAUCUUGUUGCCUUCACAUGGCUGUGAAUGAAUGAAGACAGUGCAGAAGGUAAUCCUAUCUGAGAUCUUAGAAUCCCUUGAGAUUGUUGAGUCAUUCAUAGUUUUAGUAUAUAUUCCUCAUUCAAAUGCUACAUUUAUGAUGAAUAUACAGCUCUGGUCUACUGACUUGAUGUUGUACAAUCCUUUUAUUAUCCUUCUCCUUGUAGAACAAAAACACCAUAUGCAGAAGUGGAUAUUAUUCUUAGAUUGUCCCUUUACAUUUCCUACGCUUUCUUCUAGCUUAGACAACCAAUAGAUUGCUCUUUUAAUUUGGUAUCAGAUUGUUGCGUAAUUGCAUUUGCUUUUGAAUCUUGGACAUCUUUGUAAUUUAGUUGCAAAUUGACCUUCCUAAGUUCCUGGUAUUCUUGAAGUCUA